Molecule: messenger RNA, 581 nt
Organism: Saprolegnia diclina VS20
Lineage: Eukaryota; Oomycota; Saprolegniomycetes; Saprolegniales; Saprolegniaceae
Exons: 1
Source: RefSeq, a predicted model, not a curated record
CCUGUCGCACCGUGCCUGACUUUGCAGUCGUGGCGAUGGCAACCUUUGUCGACGUUGUGCUGCGCCAGAGUGAAAUCGCGUCGAUGGUUUUUGAGUUUCAGUUUGGCGUCUACGAAGACGUCCUGUCCCGCUUUGUGGCCUUUCACCACCUCGUCGACUUUCUCCCGACGCAAGGUGCGAACAACGGCCUCUACGUUCUGGACCCGGCCUUCCACACGCCACUGCGAGCAGAGCCCGACACAGCCGAUCCAAAAUGGCUGCGCACCGAAGAGCUCUGGCUCAACAACCUCAACACGCGCGACGAGCGCUUCCCGCUGCACCUCGCGAUUGCCGAAGGCGAUCUCGAGGCCAGCACGCGCAUCUUACGCUGUCGCAAAGACCUCGCAUUUCAAGACGUCUUUGCGGUGGCUGCGAUCUACGGUCAUUGCGACAUCCUCUCGCAUCUCUUGGAGCUCCGAACCCAUUCGAACAAUAUCCUAGCCUACAAGUACGAAGAUGGCUACUAUCGCCGGCGGCCCAAGAGCCUCGACACGUGGCUACCACGCCACGUGCUCGCAAAGGACAAUGCGAUCGUCUUGCGU